ACAGAAAUAUUUGGAUGUCGUUAUAUUUUGAGACGGAUAGAAUACGUGCUAACUACUCUGCUUGUGGUUUGUAUGGAGUUUGGGUGAAGUGUCACGUAGUCAUGUUGCCUUGGCGUCAGGCAGAGAGGUGAACAGGUGAUAAAACAUUAAAACAUGGCGUGAGAUGAGAUGAGAUGAGAGUUGCCAUCGGCUAUUACUCCAGAGCGGCUCGACGUCCCUCUCGCGAAAGCGGAUAGUUUGCUGCUCUCGCGCGCUGUGCGGUUGUCACACACACUUUUCUGCCUUCAACUGUAUCGCCUCUCUCGUUAGGCGGCACGGCGGGGAGCGCUACAAAAAUGGACGCGCCACCGGCAUUCCGCUCCUCGUCGCCGUCGUCGUCGAACGCGAGCGUCCCGAUGGUUGUCAUCACCGUCGUCGGCAUCCUCGCGGCGUUCGCGCUGCUCGCGAGCUACUACGCGUUCGUGACCAAGUGCCAGGCGCUGCGCGGGCUGUGGUCCCGCGGCGCGAUGCCGUGGCGCGGGCACGGCGGCGGCGGCGCGCGGCGGCGGGCCGCGCGGGAGGCGUCGGUGAUCCGCACCGUGGCGACCGAGGAGCGGGGGCUCGGCAUGCCGUUUAUACGGAUGCUCCCCGUCGUGAGGUUCACGGCGGCGGCAUGCGGCGGCGCCGGCGGCGAAGGUGGCGGCGGCGGCGUGGGCGCGAGGAUAUCCGUGUCGGAGUGCGCCGUGUGCCUCAGCGAGUUCGUGGAGCGGGAGCGCGUCCGGCUGCUGCCCAACUGCUCCCACGCCUUCCACAUCGACUGCAUCGACACGUGGCUGCAGGGCAACGCGCGCUGCCCCUUCUGCCGGAGCGACGUCACGCUGCCGUUCACGCCGCCGGCGGCGGCGGCGCCGGUGCGGCCCACCUCGGCCACCCACCCCGACGACGACGAAGACGCCGAGAGCGCGCGGCGCCACCACCACCACCACCACAACCACAACCACCGGCCGGACGACGAGCUCAUCAACAGCAUCGUGAUCGAGGUGAGAGGGGAGCACGAGAGCUGGGUUAGCCACCGCGGCGGCGCCGCCGCCGCGCCGCCUGCGACCAAGCGGACGCCGCAGCGGCGGCGGAAGCCGGAGAGCGUGGGCGACGAGGCCAUCGACACGAGGAAGAAGUACGACGAGGAGUUCGCGGUGCAGCCGAUGAGGAGGUCGCUGUCCAUGGACGACUCCUGCCACAAGCAGCUCUACGUGUCCGUGCAGGAGUUCCUAACCCAACAGAGGCAAGUGUAACAAAAAAAAAUGUACACAUUAUUUUUUUUUCUCUCUCUCUCUCUUCUGAUGAUGAUGAUACACCGAUUCGUCAACCAUCCUACGUAGGGCAACAGCCGUACGUAUACGUAUGUACGUACGGUGCCGGCCUGUACAUUUGCUCGCUAGCUAGUACGUAGCAUGCAGUAGUUGGUGGUGAAAAUUCAAUUCUUUUGUAGCUAGGCAAGCUUUUUUUCUUAAAAAAGAAUACCGAUUCUGUGCAUUA
Molecule: messenger RNA, 1515 nt
Organism: Oryza sativa Japonica Group (Japanese rice)
Lineage: Eukaryota; Viridiplantae; Streptophyta; Magnoliopsida; Poales; Poaceae
Product: RING-H2 finger protein ATL16
Biological process (GO): protein ubiquitination
Molecular function (GO): transferase activity
Source: RefSeq, a predicted model, not a curated record